This is a messenger RNA of Danaus chrysippus (African queen), 1797 nucleotides long. The record is from the annotation of a GenBank genome assembly. Lineage: Eukaryota; Metazoa; Arthropoda; Insecta; Lepidoptera; Nymphalidae.
AUGUCUUCAUCGGAAGGACAACAAUCGUCGGAUUUAGACGACGUCCACGUCAGGGAAGGAAACUGCGGAAAUCAUGAAAAUGUCCAAGGUCAAACUCCAGGGCCAUCCCCCAACGCUGCAGUUUUCGCUCAAAUGGAAGUAAAAAUGCGACGCAAAUUGCAGUUUUUCUUUAUGAACCCAAUAGAAAAAUGGCAAGCUAAACGUAAAUUUCCUUACAAAUUCAUGGUACAGGUCAUAAAAAUAAUUUUAGUGACGCUUCAGCUCUGCCUCUUCGCUCAUAAUAGAUACAACCAUGUGAAUUAUACUUGGGAUAACAGAAUCAGUUUCUCCCAUUUGUUUUUGCUUGGCUGGGAUUCAACGAGGGAGAUAAAUGCAUACCCACCUGGGGCUGGACCUCUUGCUGUUUAUAAAGUUGAUGAAUUCUAUAGUGCUCUGGAUUAUGCAUAUGCUGGAUUCUCGAAUUUGACAAAUGCCAUUGGCCCAUAUUCCUACAAUAAUGAAGAUAAUAAUAAAACUGACCCACAGUUCUGCACCUAUUAUUUUAAAAAGGGCAUCAUCAAUGGUUUUAAUGAAAGCUAUGAAUUCAAUUCAGAAAUUAUAUACAAUUGCAUCAACUUCACUAAUUCUGAUAACAAGCUGUUCAAAUCUCAAGAAUUUAUAGAAAAUAGUGGUCUGAGUGUUGAUUUUGCUGCAUUAGUGAGGGCAGAAUUGAUGUUUUCAUUGAAGACAAUAAAUUUCAGGGCCGCUGGACCAAUUACUCCGCCUGAUUGUUUUCGAUUUGAUAUAGCAAUAAUAUUUGACAAUGAAGACCACGACGGCCAGAUGUCUCUAACACUGGAAGCAGACCCUUACAAGUUGACUUGUAAGGGUGACAAAUCAUACAUCACCAACAAUGAGAUAGAUCAAAUACUCAGAAGCAUUUUAAACAUAUUUGUCAUACUUAUAUGCAGUGCCUCAUUGAUUCUAUGCAGCCGUGCCAUUUACCGAGCUCAACUGCUAAAAGAACUGACAGUACAAUUCUUUCAUCAAGCUUAUAAUAAGAAGCUCAGUUUAGAUGGUCGUUUGGAAUUCUUGAAUAUUUGGUAUAUAAUGAUUAUUAUUAAUGAUAUCCUUAUAAUCAUGGGAUCAGCUAUCAAAGAACAAAUUGAACGCAACCAAUUCACAAAUGACCAGUGGAAUGUGUGCUCCUUAUUCCUGGGUGUGGGAAACCUCCUAGUCUGGUUUGGAGUACUCAGAUAUCUAGGAUUCUUUAAAACUUAUAAUGUUGUCAUAUUAACUUUGAAGAAAGCUGCACCAAAAAUAUUUAGAUUUUCUUGUUGUGCCCUUCUUCUUUAUGCCGGUUUUACGUUCUGCGGCUGGCUUGUUCUUGGUCCCUAUCAUAUGAAAUUCCGGUCACUGGCCACGACUUCUGAGUGUUUAUUCUCAUUGAUAAACGGUGACGACAUGUUUGCGACAUUCUCGAUCAUGUCAAAAAAAUCGCCAAUGCUGUGGUGGUUCAGCCGCGUGUACCUCUAUUCCUUCAUUAGUCUGUAUAUAUACGUAGUGCUUAGUUUGUUCAUAUCCGUCAUUAUGGACGCUUACGACACUAUCAAGCAGUACUAUAAGGAGGGAUUCCCUAAAAACGAUCUUCAGAAAUUCAUUGGGGAGACAUGCAUUGAAGAGGUUUCCUCUGGCCUCUACAGAACUCAUAGUUCGUCUUCGCUUAACGCUAUAAUGAAUUCUUUGUGCUGUUGCAAUGUCUAUAGAAGCGCGUAUUCAAAAAUAGGAGGCGGUACCUCCACGUUAAAUUUAUUUUAG